Syngnathus acus (greater pipefish) is the source of this 1857-nucleotide messenger RNA. RefSeq names its product NSFL1 (p97) cofactor (p47) (gene nsfl1c). The record is from RefSeq and is a predicted model, not a curated record. Lineage: Eukaryota; Metazoa; Chordata; Actinopteri; Syngnathiformes; Syngnathidae. Gene Ontology annotation, biological process: autophagosome assembly; membrane fusion; proteasome-mediated ubiquitin-dependent protein catabolic process. The transcript has 9 exons. Gene Ontology annotation, cellular component: cytosol; nucleus. Gene Ontology annotation, molecular function: ubiquitin binding. The coding region runs from base 37 to 1161 and encodes 374 amino acids.
CCGGAAGCGGAAGCGGUGCUGAGCGAACAAACCAAAAUGGCGAGCCAAGAGGAGUCGGUGCGGGAGUUCGUGGCUGUUACUGAUGUCGACGAGGAGAGGGCCCGCUUCUUCUUGGAGUCUGCUGGUUGGAAUUUGCAGCUGGCACUUGGCAGUUUCUUUGAGGACGGAACUGACGACGACAUUGUGGCACUUCCCCCACCCGAAGGAGGCACCUCAAUGUCCAGAUCCACGGUCCCGAGCUCUCAGCACCGAGUGACGUCAUUCAGAGACUUAAUACACGAAGCAGAAGAAGAGAGUGAUGAGGAGGAAGGUCAAAGGUUCUUUGCAGGUGGAUCAGAACGCAGUGGGCAGCAAAUUGUCGGGCCUCCUAAAAAGAAGAGUCCCAAUGAAGUGGUGGAAGAUUUGUUCAAAGGCGCCAAAGAGCACGGUGCUGUGCCCCUGGAGCGCAGUGGGAAGGGGGCAGGAGAAUCCAGCAGAGCAAAAGCCUUUGGUGGAGGUGGAUACAGGCUCGGAGCAGCUCCUGAAGAGGAGUCAGCAUAUGUUUCUGCUGGGAGACGUGAUCAAAACGCCAUACAGGAUGUACACGUAGUGCUGAAACUGUGGAAGUCAGGUUUCAGUCUGGAUGACGGCGAACUCCGGAACUACAACGAUCCUGCCAACGCUCACUUCCUUGAGGCGAUCCGCAGAGGGGAGAUUCCCUUAGAGCUAAGGCAGCGUUCACGUGGGGGCCAGGUCAACCUGGACAUGGAGGACCACAGAGAUGAAGACUUCACCAAACCCAAAAUGGCCUUCAGAGCCUUUGGAGGAGAGGGACAAAAAUUAGGAAGUGCCGCCCCAGAGUUGGUUUCUGGUCCCGCCCACUCUCAGCAGGACCAAGCAGCGAACGAAGCCCAGGCCAGUGCCUCCGUGAGCCUAGACACCUCCCAGCCCGUCACCAACAUACAGAUCCGACUGGCGGAUGGCGGCAGGCUGGUACAAAAAUUCAACCAUACCCACAGGGUGUCUGAUCUACGGCAGUUUGUGGUGGCGGCCCGGCCCACCAUGGCGGCCAGAGCGUUUGUCCUGAUGACCACCUUCCCCAACAAGGAGCUGUCGGACGAGAGCCAGACACUUCAGCAGGCCAACCUCCUCAACGCUGUCAUUGUGCAGCGGUUACAAUGAAGCUGGAGGUAAAGACCACCGCCCAAGCCUGAGCGGCCACCUUUCCCCCCUUGAAACCUGCUGCCCCUCCUUCCCUGAGGAGGAGACACAGACUUCUGUUUGGACCUCUAUUUUCUCAUUUUUAUUUUCUAAAAAGGAUUCUCCCUAGCAUCCAUCUCUUGUCUACGCUGACUGCAGAAGAAGAGAUGUUGCCGGUUUUCUAACCUUGCAUCAUCUACAGUAUGGUGCCCAUCAGUAAAGUAGCACAAUCUCAUUUGGUUCUCAAGUCUGCAUAGGGCCGACAUUCUGGUUCCCGUUGUUUAUGUGGAACAAACCAACGAACCACAACAAAGUCUCUUUUGGUUCAAAUUAGUUUCUUAUUUUCUCUUUUUGAUCAACAGUGUAUGAUGAUUAUCACAGCAAGACUGCAGGAUUUUGUUUUUGUGUGGCAUCGCAGAUAGUUAUUGUUUUAUUAUUAAUACAAACUGGUUAUAGAGUGAAAAGAGUUCACAAUGUAGAUUGUAAACGCUGGCUCGUAGCUGUGGAAGGUGGACAUCUUCUAUGCAUCCUGGGGCAACAUGGGAAUACAUUUGGACCUCUGAGAAAAUAAAUUCAUACGAUCAACGUGUAAAGAGCUCUUGUUUUCCAUAAAGUAGGGAAAUACCCACUGCUACUCGGAAAUUGUCAGUGUGAUUAUAACAAUAAAUGCCAUACUGU